GUUUUAUGGGAGUUAGAAACCUCCCGUCUCAUAAAUCACUUCGAAAAAUCCAUGAAGGGAGAAAUUGAAGAUGAUGAAUUAUACAUAGUAGACAACAAUGGAGAGGCACAACUGUUUGAUUUUAGUGGCCAAGACUUUGAAAAUAAGCUUCGAGUUCCUCUUCUUGAAAUACUGAAAUAUCCUUACCUGCUUCUACAUGAGCGUGUUAAUGAGCUAUGUGUUGAAGCGCUUUGCCGGAUGGAACAAGCCAAUUGCUCCUUUCAAGUUUUUGAAAAACAUCCAGGGAUCUAUUUGUUUUUGGUCCAUCCCAAUGAAAUGAUUCGGCGUUGGGCUAUCCUGACUGCAAGAAACCUUGGAAAAGUGGACAGAGAUGAUUAUUAUGACUUACAGGAAGUUUUAACUUGCCUUUUUAAAGUCAUUGAGUUGGGCCUUUUAGAAAGUCCAGACAUUUACACUUCAUCUGUCUUUGAAAAGGGUAAACUGAUUCUUCUGCCCACACACAUGUAUGAUACUGCCAACUACAAAAACUAUUGGUUGGGUAUUUGCAUGUUGCUGACAAUUCUUGAGGAGCAAGCCAUGGACUCGCUGUUGCUGGGCUCAGACAAGCAAAAUGAUUUCAUGCAGUCAAUCCUUCACACCAUGGAGAGGCAGUCAGAUGAUGAUAGUGCAAAUCCUUUCUGGCCAGCAUUGCAUUGUUUCAUGGUAAUUCUGGAUCGGCUUGGAUCUAAGGUCUGGGGUCAACUUAUUGAUCCUAUUGAGGCAUUUCAGACCAUUAUCAACAACGGGAGCUAUAAUAGAGAGAUCCAGAACAUACGGAACAGCUCCAUAAGGACCAAGUUAGAACCAGAGCCAUCGUUGGAUGAUAUGGUGACUUGUAGCCAGAUUGUAUACAAUUAUAAUCCUGAAAAGACAAAAAAGGAUUUAGGGUGGAGAUCAGCCAUUUGCCCAGAUUAUUGUCCUAACAUGUAUGAAGAAAUGGAAACAUUGGCCAGUGUCCUUCAGUCAGAUAUUGGCCAAGACAUGCGUGUUCAUAACAGCACAUUUCUGUGGUUUAUACCUUUUGUUCAGUCUCUGAUGGAUCUUAAGGAUUUGGGUGUGGCUUACAUUGUAGAAGUUAUUCAUCAUCUCUACUCUCAAGUCAAAGACGUCCUCAACCAGACAGAUGCUCUGUGUGACAAAGUCACUGAAUUUUUCCUUCUAAUUUUGGUAUCAGUGAUUGAACUGCAUAGAAAUAAAAAAUGUUUGCAUUUACUGUGGGUUAGUUCCCAGCAGUGGGUAGCAGCCGUUGUAAAAUGUGCCAAGCUUCCGACUAGUGCGUUUGUACGGAGUUCUGAGAAAUCAGCUGGAAGUUGUGCCAAAGGAACAGCACCGAUCGCAUCACUGUCCCUGCUUUCAGUGCCAUCUAACUCUGUACAGCUUGCUUGCGUGCAGCUGAUUAGAAGUCUCCUUAAAGAAGGUUAUCAGCUUGGUCAGCAGACUCUUUGCAAGCGGUUCUGGGACAAGCUUAACCUGUUCCUUCGAGGAAAUCUAUCUCUAGGUUGGCAGUUGACUAGUCAGGAAACCCAUGAGUUACAAACUUGUUUAAAACAAAUCAUUAGAAACAUAACAUUAAAAGUGCCUCAGGGUAACGGUAACACUUUUGUGAAUCUGGCUCCUACGUAUAAAACCCCACCUGCAUCUCUGAAAGAACAAAAUGAAGAAAUAAGAAAGAAGUCUAAAAAAGGUACCCACUCUCUGGAAAAUUCUAGCCCAGCAUUUUCUAAUGAACCAGUGAAAGCUGAGAUAUACGAGGGGCAAGAGCAUAUACUGAUUAAAGCAAGUAACGCUGUAGAAGGGGAUCAUGAGCAAAAUUAUGGAAAGGAUUUGAAUGUUGAAGACCAUCUCUCAGCUGAGUCAUGGUUAAAGCAGAAUGGCAAAAGCCACUUUACUGAAAGAGCUCAAGGUCAAGUGAAAGUAAGCAAAGGGAAGCAGAUGUCUGUGAAGGAGAACUCUUCAUAUACGCCACAGAUUUGUACUUCACGAAAUGAUCUAGGAGGAGAGUGUGACAGGGGAAUAAUAAUAUCUACACAUUCAUUGACUGAGUCUGGCACUGCUCUGGAACAGGUGUCCACAUCAAAUGAGGAUUUCUCCUUAAAGGAUGAUGUUCUUGGUAAAACCUCAAAACCAAAAACGAAGGCAGAAAAAGAUGAAAUCUGUGCAAAGUUGUCACAUGUCAUAAAGAAGCAACACAGGAAAAGUACUGUUGUCAGUAAUGCUGUCAGUUUAGAGGAAAAUCUGAGAGUAUGUAACACAGAGAGUUUCUGUUCAGGAAAAGAUAAAGGUGUUCAGAAAGGGGGUAGAGUCACACAUGGUCUGUCUUUAGACCUUGACGGUACUCUGGAUGAUGAAAAUGGAGAACAAAAAUCACGAAACAGUUUGUUACUAAAAAAGAAGCAAUUAAAGAAUGAAGAAUUAGAUAUUUUUUCUUAUUGUGAAAACAGUUGUGAAAUACAGGAGUGUCACGAUAGAGAUUUGGUCUCAUUUACAGAAAUAAUCGAUACUUUGGUGAAGAAGACAUCUCCCUGUAAGGAGCCCAUGACCAUACUUGAAUCAAGAGAAAAGGAAAUGAGUAAGAAUACAGCUCUGAUUUCCUCUGACUUGAAGAAAGAACGGUCUCCUGGCAUCAGUCCGAAGUCUGACAUCUUAACAGACUCUCAGGUAGACAGAGACCUCCACAAAUUAUCUUUAAUAGCUCAAGCUAGUGUUAUUAAAUUCCCAACAGAUUUAACUCAAGACUCAUUCCAGCUGCAAAGAAAAGUAAAAGACACUGAAAGAUAUCUCACAGCUCAUCAUAAUAAUGUGGACAACUGUUGUGAACAAGUUAUUGUUAUUUCAGAUUCUGAUGAUGAAGAUGAAAGACUUCUGAGUUUUGAGAAAUACAUUGAAAAGGACAAAACGUGCCUCAAAAAAGAAUGUCCAGAGCAGCACGAUUCAGUGGUUAAUACUAAUGCGGACAAACAGCUCAUAAAGGAAGAAAAGACAUCAUCUUUUCUGUUUGAGGAUUCUGAUUCUCAGGUUUUUGAGUUUGAAAGUCAGUCUGAAGUGUUUUCAGUUUGGCUGGACCACAAAGUAGACAAUAAGAAUUCAGUUCAAGAGGAGGAAAAAAAUUCACGUGUAACUAAUGUAGCUGGUAGCACAGAUAAUUGGGGUUAUGGCACAGGUUAUGUAUCUGAAGAGGUGGUUCAACAAGUAGCAGAGGACACGGAGCAUGUAGAAGCACGUAGGAGUGUUUCUGUUAAGGUGUCUUGUGAAAUUGAAGUAAAAAAUCGUAAGAGAAAGCGAGUUGAAAAACCUAGGACUGAAGAUCCUCCAAGGCCUUCAUCUUCUGUCAGAGAUGAGAGCCAGGCUAACAUUUUUAAGGAGAGAGAGCUUACUGAAAAUGAUUUAAAAAGUACUGAGAUGAGUACCACAACUCUCAGUUCAAGUGUGCGGAGAGCCACUACUGUCCCACUGAAGAAGUCUCCUACAAAGGCUCGUCCUUCAAAACCCGUUAGGAGAGUACCAGUUUCUAAAACUCCUAAGAAAACACAUUCAGAUGGCAAAAAAGGGCAGAGUAAAAGUUCCCAUUACUUAAGUUGUAGAACAACUCCUGCUGUAGUGCCCCCGAAGAAAUCUCGCCACUGUCCUGAACCAACUUCAGUGGCCGAGAAACUUGGGCUGAAAAAGGCUCCUCGGAGGGCGUUUGAGUUGUCCCAGAGGUCUCUAGACUAUACUGUUCAGUUACGGAAUCAUGGCAAAACGGUUGGGGUAGUCGAUACCUCAAAAAAGACUCAGACUUCUGCCAAAAAUACUAAGAAAUCACUGGCAAAUCAGGAUCUUCAGUUGCAAAGGCAGAUGAGACAGAAAUCACACAAAAAAAGAAAAGAACCCCAUGGUUGUGAAGGCCGAAAUGCUACAAGAGCGGGGCCAGACGGAACACUGAAUUCUGACAUAGUUGUACCAGAAUUUGAUAGGUUAGAUUACAGUUCCAUAGGACCCAAGGUUCUCACUAACAGCAACGAAAAGGAGCUGGUAAAAUUCAUGUCUUCAGAACCAGAAGCCCUAAAAGCGGAGUACGUUUCUGAGAUGACUGACAAUACUGGUUUUUUGAACCAGUGUGAUUCCAGAGUGUUAAGUGGAAUAAUACCAACAGAUGAAAUGACUGUCUCUACUUCAGAGGACCCUUUAAGUAGAGGUGAUCCAACAGGGCAUCAGGUAGCAGUGGCAACUCUGAAAGAGGCAGAAGUGGAAUCUAAUAGUGACGAUGAUGAUAAUUUAUUUUUAACACAGCGUGAUCCUGAAGAUAUGGAUUUAUGUUCACAGAUGGGUGAGAGUGAUAGACUCAUUGAAGUCCUUCAUAGAGAAGAUACAGCGCAGGUGGGAAGUUCUGUAAGUUGGCCUCAGUUGGGAGAAAGUGGCACAAAGUGUAAGUACAAGGACUGUGUGGAAACCCUGAGAAACCAAGCUGAAUAUUGUUCAAGACACUUGGAAGCCAAAGCGGCUGAUGAAGAUGUAUUUCGUAAACCUGGCUUGCCUCCUUCUGCAAGGAGACGUUCCACCACUAAGAUUUUCAGCUCAAGUAGUACUUCACGAACCGCUCAUCUUUCCAAGUCUUUGGAAAGUUCUUCAGUACUUCCAUCAGCUCUAAAAAAUAAAUCAAAUGGGGUGCAGUCCGUUUUGCAAGUGCCACAGCCCAUUUCUUUGGUCUCUCAGAAACCGGUGGGUGAAGUGAACAGUUCUUGCGGUGUUGCUCAGUCUCUCAGGCAAGCUUACAAACUUCCCUCCAGUGAAAGCAAAUUCUUUUCUGCUUCCCCGCCAAUGAACAUGCUCCUCUCACAGUCUCUCUCUGACACCUUUGUUAACGAAGUCUUAAAAUGGAAAUAUGAAAUGUUUUUAAACUUCGAUCAGUGUGGACCUCCAGCAAGUCUUUGUCAGUCCAUCUCAAGACCGGUGCCUGUCAGAUUUCAAGAUUGUCGAGAGUAUUUUCAUGUUUUUUUGCCUUUGAUAAUACUGAAUACUUUUGAAACAGUGGCUCAGGAAUGGAUGAGCUCUCCAAAUAAAGAGAAUUUCUAUGAGUUGCAGUUACGAAAAUUUCCGGCUGAUUAUAAAAAAACCUGGGAAUUUGUAGUGUAUCUCAAGGAGUGUGACCUGGCUAAACAGUUUCAUCCAAAGGAAAAUGAUUUGGUGUUUCUCAUUCCUGAGGGAUUAAAUGGAGAGAACGAUAGAGAGAGACAUUGCAUUCAAGAGCCCUAUGAAUAUCAUUGUGGUUACAUCCACAGAUUUCGCCGCACUUCAGUCAUGCGUAAUGGAAAAUCUGAGUGUUCCCUUUCCAUUCAGACUCAAGAUAAUUUUCGAGCCAAUUUAAAUGAACAUAUGAAAUGCAUUGUAAUCAGUUCUCUGGUAACUACACAAAGGAAGCUGAAAGCCAUGUCUCUGUUGAGUGGUCGGAACCAGCUGGCCAGAGCUAUUCUGAACCCAAACCCCAUGGACUUCUGUACCAAAGAUUUGCUGACUACAACAUCUGAGAGAAUUAUUGCCUACCUGAAAGAUUUCAAUGAAGAGCAAAAAAAGGCAAUAGAAACUGCGUAUGCCAUGGUGAAACACUCACCAUCCUUUGCCAAAAUCUGUCUGAUUCAUGGACCGCCUGGAACAGGAAAAUCAAAAACUAUCGUUGGCCUCCUCUUCUACUUACUAACAGAGAACCAGAGAGGUGGGCAUUCAGAUGAAAACUCCAAUGCCAAGAUCAAACAGAACCGUGUCCUUGUGUGUGCGCCUUCCAAUGCAGCUGUUGAUGAACUUAUGAAAAAAAUUAUCAUCGAAUUCAAAGAAAAAUGUAAAGACAAGAAGAAUCCUUUGGGAAACUGUGGAGAUAUAAAUUUAGUACGACUGGGUCCAGAAAAAUCUAUUAACAAUGAGGUCCUAAAAUUCAGUUUGGACAGCCAAGUGAACCACAGAAUGAAAAAAGACUUGCCUUCUCAUGUUCAGGAGAUGCAUAGAAGAAAGGAGUUUCUAGAUCAUCAGCUGGAUGAGCUUUCCCGUCAGCGAGCUUUAUGCCGAGGUGGACGGGAAAAACAGAGGCAAGAAUUAGAUGAACAAAUUGCUAAAGUUUCCAAAGAAAGGCAAGAACUUGCUUCUAAAAUUAAAGAGGUUCAAGGGCGCCCACAGAAAACCCAGAGUAUCAUUAUUUUAGAGUCCCACAUCAUCUGCUGCACACUGAGCACGAGUGGAGGUUUACUGCUGGAGUCCGCUUUUCGGGGGCAAGGAGGUGUCCCCUUCAGUUGCGUCAUUGUUGAUGAGGCUGGGCAGUCCUGUGAGGUCGAGACUCUGACGCCGCUCAUCCACCGCUGUAACAAGCUCAUCCUGGUAGGAGACCCUAAGCAGCUCCCCCCGACGGUCAUUUCCAUGAAAGCACAGGACUAUGGCUACGACCAGUCAAUGAUGGCGCGCUUCUGCAAACUGCUGGAGGAGAAUGUGGAGCAGAACACGAUCGGCAGACUGCCAGUUGUGCAGCUCACCGUUCAGUACAGGAUGCACCCGGACAUAUGCCUCUUCCCUUCCAAUUACAUUUAUAACAAGAGCUUGAAAACACAUAAGUUUACCGAAUCUGUUCGAUGCUCAUCAGACUGGCCCUUUCAGCCGUACCUCGUGUUCGAUGUCAGCGACGGCUCAGAGAGACGGGAUAACGACUCAUAUAUAAAUGCUCAAGAAAUAAAAUUGGUGAUGGAAAUAAUUAAACUUAUUAAGGACAAAAAAAGAGAGAUUAACUUCCGAAACAUUGGAAUAAUAACCCAUUACAAGGCUCAGAAGACGAUGAUUCAGAAGGAUUUGGACAAAGAGUUUGAUAGGAAAGGACCGGCAGAGGUGGACACCGUAGAUGCCUUCCAGGGUCGCCAGAAGGACUGCAUCAUUGUCACCUGCGUUAGAGCAAACACCACGCAGGGCUCGAUCGGGUUCCUGGCGAGUUUGCAGAGGUUGAACGUCACCAUUACGCGUGCCAAAUACAGCCUUUUCAUCCUUGGACAUCUGAGGACCCUGAUGGAAAACCAGCACUGGAACGAACUGAUUCAGGAUGCUCAGAAGCGCGGGGCUAUCGUUAAGACCUGUGACAAAAACUACAGACAUGACGCUAUGAAGAUCCUGAAGCUUAAGCCCAUGCUGCAGCGCAGCCUGACCCACCCCCCCACCGCCACCCCUGAGGUGCCCAGGCCCCCGGGCGGUCUGCCCAGCAGCAGGCUGGACAGCGGGCUCGCCAGGACGUCCUUCGCUCCUUCUCUGUACCACAGCCCCUCCGACUCCAGUGACGCUGCUACCACUGUGACUGCAAGGGACCCUGAAAGGCCACCUCUGCAAGACCGACUUCGAGACCCACGACUGCUCAGGAGAUUCGAAGCGGAAGCCAAGGCGGGGACAUUCCUCGGGGAUCCGCAAGCCCUGAGCCCCCAGUGUUCUGCAGCAACGCCUCCCUGGGCAGAGCUGGGCUUUUCUGUGACUCACCAGGACAUGAGCGGUGCCCUGCAGCCGUCUGCUGCUAACAUCACCCCUCCGAGCCACCACAGACCUCUGGCACAGGGUGAGCCUGCUGCUGCUGGCACUGACACAUCUGGGAAUAGAAGGAAAGGUGGUGACCCGGAGGGCAGGCGAGGUCACAGGAGAGAGGCUUGGGGUCUCAGUGAGGGUGAGCAGGAGAACUGCGGCUGUGUGACUUACCACUCAAAGAGGGACUCUGCCUGGGACUGCAGGAGACCGGAGGAGGACAGCAGUUCCAAGAAGAGAAAGCUUUGGCAGUAAAGCCACGUGAGGGGACUGCCAGCCACGGGCACUUUAUGAGCUUGAGGUGACCAGUGACGAGGACCAUCCCGAUGAGGUGAUUAGUUUUUUCCUUUAAGGAGCGUGUGUGCCACUGGCAGACACAGAAGUACGUCCCGAUGCCGAGCCUUCUGGUCACCUUGAGUAGAUUUUGCCAGUUGCACAUGUUUUCUGAGGGCAUUUGAGCAUCUGUAAUAAUGUCCUUGAAAUCGUUACUCCUGUUCUCUGAAUGUUGAGCUUUAGUUCUUCUGUAGAGAAGGGGGUUGGUCUGGAGUGAGUGUUGUAAAAGUUGCAGUGUAUAUUUGUAUAGCAAAUAACAAAACCCUUUUAAAGUUUAAUCUAGCAGACCACUUUUCCUUGCUUAAAAUGUUCAUCAUUUUUUAACAGCAAACUUUGUAUUAAAAGUGAGAGGAAGGCAGGUCCUUUUGACCAUUGUUACGGGGACAGGUUUCUCUAACAGCCUAGGUCAUGUGGGAUAAACUGAGUUAGUGCGGCUGGCUCAGGGGCUCUCAGCUGUGUUUAGAGACGACAGCCAGGGCCUCGUGGGGACCUCGGGAAGUGCAGUCAUGGGAGGUGAGGUGCCGGCAGCCGCGCUCUUCAGUGAGGCACCUGGACACAGGCCUUUGAGUCUGCGUCAGGUACGCACAUAGUUCUCUGAAAUUCUCACUCCUCUUGAAGUAGACGAAUUCUUGACCUGUUGAGGCUCUGAGAGUUACAGCAAAGCCUGACACUCCCCCAGCAUUCCGACCACCAGGCCGCUCUGGGACCACUGGGGCAGGCCCACGAGAGCAUUUCUGGUAGGAAAGGUCCACUCCGAGAAGGAAAGUCCCAGAGUAAGAGUUGAGGAGGAGGAAGGGAGCCGACAGAUGUCCCACUGUCCUCAGGGCUGAGGAGGCUCAGGACGGAGGGGCCACGUGACUUGGUCCAGGAAUCCAGGCGUCCACACAGAAGGCGCCUGAGCGUGUGACUGACUGGACAGACGACCAUAUGACAACUUGGGGCUUGCAGUGAAUGCUGCGGAGCCUGCCCACUCAUUUGAGGCAGAAAGACACGUUCCCAAGGUGAAUAUGCACUAUCUGAAAUGGCUUUUCUCAUUUGCUUUCUCAAGCAAAAAGUUCGGUGUAGAAAUGCUCUUGGCACAGGGUGUACAGAGCGUUGUACAGCCAGCCCUGGCUGCCCGGUUUCCACGGCUCCGUUACCCACUGAUGCCUGCACGUCUGCCUUGUGUCAGCUGCACACCUUGAGACCAGGGUGCGAGGGGGGCCUCCUCAGAGCCGACGCCUGCCCCCCGUGUGUGGGUGCAGUCUGUCCCAGGCUGCGCGCUGAGGGAGCCCAGGGUGCGGUGGGGUAAACCCCGCGCUCUCUGCUCCAUGCUUCCUCCUUGUACCUUUGCCAAGAGACCUCCUUGUUACCGCAAGUUUCCUUUCCUGUUCUCUUGGCAGAGUGCUUGGUUUAGCAGAGGCUUGUGGGUAAGUGGAGAGUCCAGGUAGCUCAGGGAGGCGUGGGCGGAGCCGAGAGCCAGACGUCUCCCUCUGCGCCUGUGCUGAUACUCACGUGUGAGUGCGGAAGGGCUCCACUGGAGUGCAGAGAUCUCAGCUUCCUCUCCAGUGAGGAGACCUUGUUCUCAGGUUGUGUUCAUCUGUUGGGCCACUGCUCACUGGCUGGUUUAUGCCAAAAGCAGCGGGAGAACUGCAUUGUCCCUUUCUCCCACUUUUUGGUGCCGGUGGUGGAGCCCAGCGCCUCCUGCGCGCUAGGUUAGCGCUCCACCCCAUCCCGUGUCCUCCCUCUAAGCGUACAAGCCUCAGCCCAGCGACAGCCUCUCUCAGGAUACAGUUGCACCCAGCAUGAAGUUUGAAGCGUAUUUAUUGUAGUGGGUAGGUGUAGUUGCAGGGAGCUGCGUGUCAACUGUGGCCUUCGCUGACGUGGCUGUCACAGCGCGCACUGCUGAGUGGGGGUCAGUCUGUAGGGUGGUGAGAGACCCCUCCCCGCUUGCCGUGGCAUCGAGACAAAGUGCCCUUCUUUUGGUGUUAGCUACUCCAGCGGGAAUACGACAUAUCCUACUUCAGAACUUGAUUUGCUUCUUUGUACAUAAUUUUCCUUGGAUUUAAUGUGCACAAUUUGUUUAUAUGUUUUUGUGAAUUAUCGGGAGCAAAUUUGAUAACACAUGUGAAUAACCUGUAAAUAAAUUUCUAACAAAUGUGUACUAAACUAUUUUCUAAAAUUAGCUGUGCGGAUCGCCAGUUUCUUGCUAUAGCUUUCACAAUGCUAUGGAUUCAUAGCUGGAGUUUGGUGAAUAGUAGCCCUGUUACCUGUUUAAAACCUAAAUUUUAAGAGCCGAUGACAAUCAAAAAUAGAAAUAAAACACUGAGAUGGGUUGGAAGUUA
Molecule: messenger RNA, 10208 nt
Organism: Chinchilla lanigera (long-tailed chinchilla)
Lineage: Eukaryota; Metazoa; Chordata; Mammalia; Rodentia; Chinchillidae
Gene: Setx
Product: senataxin
Biological process (GO): termination of RNA polymerase II transcription
Cellular component (GO): nuclear body
Molecular function (GO): helicase activity; transcription termination site sequence-specific DNA binding
Source: RefSeq, a predicted model, not a curated record